Galleria mellonella (greater wax moth) is the source of this 1992-nucleotide messenger RNA. Its product is annotated as stromal cell-derived factor 2. The record is from RefSeq and is a predicted model, not a curated record. Lineage: Eukaryota; Metazoa; Arthropoda; Insecta; Lepidoptera; Pyralidae. The coding region runs from base 72 to 755 and encodes 227 amino acids. The transcript has 4 exons.
CUGACAACACUGAAUCAAACUGUCAUAUGUCAUAAAAUAUACGAUAACUCUACGGUUAAUAAUAAGUCAGAAUGGAUUUUAUUAGAAUUUUUUGUGUUUUUCCUAGUUUAUUGUUGAUAUUGCUUUUCUAUUCAUUAUUUCUCAUAGAAACAUCUCAAGGUUCCAAAGCCGAAUAUGUGACAUGUGGUACUAUAUUGAAGUUGAUGAACACGGACUUACGACUUCGGCUGCACUCUCAUGACGUUAAGUAUGGCUCGGGAUCGGGCCAACAGUCAGUCACUGCUGUAGAUACGACUGACGACCAUAAUAGUCAUUGGUUGGUGAAAGCAGCUUCAGGGGAGUCUUGUAAAAGAGGGGCACCAAUCAAAUGCAACUCGGUGGUUCGCUUGCAACAUAUUAGUACUAAGAAGAAUUUGCACUCCCACUAUUUCUCAUCUCCACUGUCUGGUAAUCAGGAAGUGUCUUGUUAUGGGGAUGAUGAUGGUGAGGGCGAUAGUGGCGACAACUGGACUGUUGUUUGCAAUAAUGAUUUUUGGAGGCGGGAUACUCCAGUCAAGUUGAAACAUGUUGAUACAGCAUCAUUCCUAGCUGGCUCAGGUCGUACAUUUGGGCGUCCAAUUAGUGGACAAGGUGAAAUUGUGGGAGUCACUUCACAAUAUGGAGCUUACACAGACUGGCAAGCAAAAGAGGGUUUAUUUGUUCAUCCUAGUGACCCUCUGCCACAUCAACAGCAUGCAAUACACACAGAGUUAUAAUAUGUAAUAUAGAUUAGUUAAAAUUGUAAUUUUUUAAUUUUUGUAAUUUGUGAUACCAUUAAGCUUUGUGUAAAUAACGGAUAUUUUGUUCACAGACAGUGUUUCCUUUUCUGCAUGUGGGUGUUGCAGCAUCUAAUUUUAGUCGUUUUAUUAUGAUGAAAUAUAAUGUAUGUGGAGGAUUAUGGAGGUUUUAUUAGACUAGGUAUCAUAUAUAUAAAAAAAAAUUAUUCUUUGGACAAAAUGUCACUUAUUUGCGCAAGCUAUUAAGCAAUAGGAUUACGUCUGUGCUGAGCUGGUGAAUGACUAUACAAAUGUAUAUAUACCUGGUUAAACUUUGCUCAACACUUCCCAGUGAUUAUUUAUAAAUAGACACUGUUUAUAAGUGUUUUUGUGUUUAAAAUGAUAAAUAUUAAGUAUGGCAUACAUACAUUGCAAAGACAACUAAUUUUACACAUCUGUAAAUGGGAUAAACACACACUUUAUUAUAUAAAUUGGUUUAUAUAUAGUUGAUUUUUGAAAAUUAUGCUAAAUUGAUAUCUAUGACAUCGUAGUCAGACUAUGAAAUAAAUUUAAUCUUAUCUCAGCCAAAGAAUUUGUGGAGCAUUUUUUUUUAGUACGAAUGUACUAGAAUAUAUAUAUAUAUAUAUUUCACACUGGGUAGUAUUAUAAUCUAUAGAAGUAGAAAAGUAACUGGCGUAUCACACCUAUUUAAAUUGUGUGAUUCAUGGUAUAUAGUUUGCACAUGAACAAUUAGUGUGUGAAAAAUUAAAAGUGAUCAUAAAAGUGAUCAUGACCUUGUUUUCAUUAUUGUCACAAUUGUAAAUUUAAGGUAAAUGUGUAUAAAUGCAAAUACAUUAUGUACGACAAAACAAGACAAGCGCAUAAUAUAAUUGAUUAGUAUGGUACUCUCUAUUUGUUACUGCUAAAGAUCGACGGCAAUCAUUGGAUUGAAAAAGUAACAAAAUUUUAUAACAAAGGAAAAUUUAAAUAUAUAUACAAUUGUUUUAUUCUUAUUAUCAAAAGGACUGCCGCGUGUUGAUGCGGCUUGUAGUUAUUGUGGUAACGUUUAUUUAUUCCGGACUGGGGGCUUGGUUAUCUGUGAAAAUUUACAAAUAACUAUGGAAUGUGUGACCGAAAUAAAAACUUAGUAUCAUCAUCAUCAUAUUUUUUGAGACUAAUUAAAAGAACCUUUUAAAAAUCUUCUUUGCAUUUAGAUUCACUGGAUUAGACCUUUGAG